Messenger RNA from Caenorhabditis elegans, 1655 nucleotides. It is a transcript of the gene npr-37, whose product is annotated as G_PROTEIN_RECEP_F1_2 domain-containing protein. The record is from RefSeq and is marked reviewed. Lineage: Eukaryota; Metazoa; Nematoda; Chromadorea; Rhabditida; Rhabditidae.
CAGAUCCACAAAAAAUGAGGGACCGAUUCUCGAUAGGUCAAGCCAUUGCAAAUGCAAUUGCCAAACGACAAAUGCAAACUAGUGAGGUGGAGAACAUCUUCAAUCGCUGCAAGUCAAUUGAAUGCGUGUAUAGAGAAGUUAUGGAGACAGAUUACGAAGGUGGCAUGCCAAAUUGUUCGUAUCGAUAUCCAUUUCCACCGGAAGAAGACACAAUAUCCGCCUACGCAUUGCUAAUUGAUGGUCCUUGCACAUGUGUAGCCGCGUUGCUCUCAAUGAUCGGAGCCCGAUAUGCCAUCAAAUUCCUCUGCCGCGCUGGCCUCAACAAAGAACUCACUGCCGCUCUAUUCGCCCUUUGUGCCAUCGACUCGUUGCUCCUGCUCACCGUCUUUCUCUUCUACGGAAUCGAGGCGAUGUCGUUGUUGUUCUUUCGCACAAAUAUUAUGUACGAUAAACAAGACUUUACCUAUAAUUUGCACGGGAUCGCGAGCUCACUGACCACCGCCUCGACAGCACUAGUGAUCUACAUCACUUUUCUAAGGUUCAUGGUUGUGGUGCAGCCUAUGAGAUUCGCUACAAGCAUGAACUCCAACCAUCGGAGGACUGGAAGCAAGGCUGUUCGGAAGGGAUCGGCUCAGUUGGAGGACUCGGUCACCAAUAAUACCAUAUUCUCGAGAGGAACCUUCAAUAGUUCAUCGAUCAAACGACAUUACAAUAUUCGAGAGCUAAUUCGCCCUUUUUAUAUUCCAUUUCUCCUAAUUCUCAUCAGCUUCUCCGUCAACAUACCGAUUUUCUUCGAGUUUACCACCACAAAAUGUUUCAACGUUGAGCAUAAUGUCGAGGCGACCAAUCCCGAGCCAACAGUCUUUCGAUCUUCGUUUGCCAAGUACAAGGCAGUGCUGAUGACGUUGACGCAGACCAUCGGGCCGGUAUCGAUUAUUCUUGUCCUAUCGAUUUUCACAGAGUACAAAGUGCAUGUCAGUCUGAAGGCUAGAAGAAAGUUAUUCGAGAGCCAGCAAAGAAGUCGGUCGGUAGUUCUCAGCGAAGAGUUGAAGGAGACUGUGUCGAGAACUGUCGCAGUGUUUAUUGCAGUCAAGUUUUUGAUUUUUAGAACCAUGCCGAUCUUCUUCGACGUAUACGAGAAUCUGUAUGGAAUCGACGAGUGGGGUACUGUAAUGAGCAUAAUGGUGCGAGUAUCCGACUUUGGAAUUGUGCUCAACACUGCCACAAACUCGUUGGCAUAUUUUGGAAAGAAAAGAUGGAUCGAAAAACGUCUUCGCCUCCGAUUGAUGAAAAAAGAAGAAAAACGAAACGCAAAAGCCACCCUAACAGUGCAGGGAAGCUCGUUGAACUCCUCGAUGAAGAAGUCACUGCCUCCGAAAAUUGGGUUGCCACACCCGUUGUCCGCCGAGAAAACACCUUUAAAUUCAAAGAAUAUAUAUCCUGAAAUGGUUUAGGCGUACCUCACGCCUGACCGCCUCGCCUCGCCUUGCGGCCAUCCUCGUGUAUACCAUAUUGUUAUGUUUGUUCAAAAAGUUAACAUUUAAUUUUUAUUCAUUUGUUCCCAGUUGCCAAUCAUUUUCCCCUCCUGUGCCGGGUUAUAUGUUCAGAUCUUUAUGAGUCAAUUUCAAUGUGUCAAUAAUAAAAUGCUUUUGCUU